This is a messenger RNA of Scheffersomyces coipomensis, 972 nucleotides long. RefSeq lists its product as uncharacterized. The transcript has a single exon. The record is from RefSeq and is a predicted model, not a curated record. NCBI's taxonomy places the organism in Eukaryota, Fungi, Ascomycota, Pichiomycetes, Serinales, Debaryomycetaceae. Gene Ontology annotation, molecular function: 2-oxoglutarate-dependent dioxygenase activity. Bases 1 to 972 code for a protein of 323 amino acids.
AUGGCUGUUAAAGAAGAUGGCUAUGUAGAUAGGGUCAUUCCUAGAAUUAGUCUUAAAGACUGCAAAAAUAGAAGACAAGAAAUCAAAGAUCAACUAUUUGAGGCUGCUAAAAAUUCAGGGUUCUUUUCAUUAUGUGAUCAAGAAUCUCCUUCCAAAAGUGAUAUUGAAGAAAUGUUUAAGUUAUCUAAACAAUUCUUUGAAUUACCAGAAGAAACUAAAAUGAAAACACCACAUCAAAAACUAUUGAAUACAGGUUUUGAAUCAGCUUCACAAGUCAGACCUUCAACUGGUACUGCAGAUCAAAAAGAAUCGAAUCAAUUACAAUACCAUAGAUUCAAUGAGAAUUGGCCAGCUAAGGAAGAUGUUGGAGAAGAAUGGAGAAACAAAACCAAAGAAUUCUUUUUAAAAUGUCAUAAUCUUGGUCUUUUCCUUAUGGAAUUAUUUGCUGAAGCUUUGGAUUAUCCAGUGGAUUUUUUCUCCAAAGCUCAUAAUAUAACUGUCCCAACUGCUCAAUCAACUUUGAGAUUAUUACAUUAUUUCGAUUCUACUGGAAAAGUAUUCGAAGGUAACUAUUGGAGAGCUGGAGCUCAUACAGAUUUCGAUUGUUUAACUUUAUUAUUUCAAAGAACUGGUGAUCAUGGUUUAGAAGUAUGUCCUGGUAGAGAAGCACAUACUGACUUUGGAUAUUCUGAUCAAUGGACUCCAGUUCCAUCUCAUACUGGUGAUAUUGUGGUUAAUAUUGGAGAUAUGUUAAUGUCUUGGUCUGACGAUGUUCUUAAAUCAAACUUUCAUAGAGUUAGAUUACCAACUGCUGAUGAGAAUCAAAGUGAUAGAUAUACCAUUGCCUUUUUUAAUCAAGCAAAUACAGAUGUUAUCAUUCAAGGUAAAAAUAAAAAAUACCCAGCUGUUACAGGUAAACAAUUUAUUGAAGAUGCUAUGAGAAGAAAUUUUGAAUUAUUAAAGAAACAAUAA